This is a messenger RNA of Cryptomeria japonica (Japanese cedar), 603 nucleotides long. RefSeq names its product rust resistance kinase Lr10-like. The transcript is spliced from 2 exons. NCBI's taxonomy places the organism in Eukaryota, Viridiplantae, Streptophyta, Pinopsida, Cupressales, Cupressaceae. Gene Ontology annotation, molecular function: ATP binding; protein kinase activity. The record is from RefSeq and is a predicted model, not a curated record. Gene Ontology annotation, biological process: protein phosphorylation. The coding region runs from base 1 to 603 and encodes 200 amino acids.
AUGCUUGAUCACUCACGGCAAAGCGAGACUCAGUUCAUGACCGAAGUGGCGACUAUUGGAAGGAUUCACCACUUUUAUUUGGUUCGUUUGCUGGGGUAUUGCUUUGAAGGAGUUACUAGUGCACUCGUGUACAAGAAAAGAAAAAGAUCAAGUUCUGAAUUGGAAUCAUAUGUUGCGCCAGAGGUGUGGUCUAGAAAUUUGGGGCCUGUAACAGACAAAUCAGAUGUUUACAGUUUUGACAUGAUGUUAUUGGAGAUGGUGGGAGGAAGAAAGAAUAUCGAAGUACAGGUGAGCCGCUCAAGCCAAUUCUAUUUUCCAGAGUGGGCGUUCAAAUUGAUAGAGAAUGGGGAGCUGAGGACAAGGUUGAGAGAGAGAGAGAUAAGUGGAGCAGAUGAGGCGAAGGCAAGGAGUCUGGCAAAAGUGGGUCUGUGGUGUAUUCAGUACAAUUCGACGGACAGAUCUUCAAUGAUGAGGGUGCUUCAAAUGUUGGAAGGAGAUGCUGACGACAUCCCAAAUCCUCCGACUCCGUUCAGCACACGGCCGCCAUCGGCACCAUUCUCGGCUAGUGAAGAAUCGUCCACCAUUGAAAUCGAAACGGCAUAG